AUGCCCAGCCAGACACAAAUAUGCAAAUGGAUCAUUGCUGGGCAGAAUAUCACCCCGGAGUUGUUGUCGAUGCAUCCGGACAAUCCAGAUAUUGGCAAUUUGAAUAGGAUCACCUACGCCUAUAUCGCGCCAGCCAUCAUCUUUGUUGGUAUCAUCGGCGAUAUUCUUACGGUUGUCACCCUGACCCACCCGGCCCUCAGAAAAUCGUCGAUCAUCUACACAUACCUAACCCUCCUCGCCAUGACCGAUUUAUUGACCCAACUCUCCGUGGUGCCGAUGAUUCUUUGGUUGUUGGACGUGAAGGCUUGUUCACUUGGAUCGGCGUUAUUUUAUGCACAUAUUGGUUUUCCAUUGGCAAACGCAUUAAUGGGAGCUUCGGUGUGGAUCGUUGUUUUCCUGACGUUAAGUCAAUAUAUGGCCGUUUGCAGGCCAUUUUCUUAUGGAUUGCGGUCGAGAAAGGUCUGCAUCCUCCUUUUCGCCCUCGCAUACCUAUUCAACUUUUGCAUAUAUGCACCGUGGGCAACGAAAAAGCAAAUACAUGAGCUUGACAACUAUGAAGCGGUGAACCUAUGCCGAUGGCAAGUAUGUGACAACCAUAAACAACAAUGGUUUGUGGCAUACGAAUGGGUACGAGAGACGAUCAGCCGAGUAUUCCCCUUUUUCCUCGUCGCAUUCCUCAACGCUAGGAUAUUGAUAACAUAUCGAAAUAUGAAAGUUGACCGUCUGAAGCGAAUGGCAAAUUCACAAAAACGAUUUGUCUAUGAGAAAACUGCGCCCUUGACAGUUCUUGUAGCUGACAAUAAAUCAAAUAACGUAAAAUUCCAGAUUUUCCGAGCGGUUGUAAAUCUACUCGAAUUUACAAAAUUCGCGCUAAAUUUCUAUUUCUACUGCUUAAUCAACCCCGAUAUUCGCAGGAUAUGCGCGCACGUGAUAAUGUGCAGAAAAUUGAGCCGGCCGGCACGGGUCAAGGGCCAGCCGGUCACUCCUCUAUCACAAUAUACUAGGUCUACUAAAUCCACAAUAAGGAAUGGUUCUUCGAGGAGAAGCAGCUCCCGAGAUGACGUCCGAGAAUAUCGACGUAAUAGCUCGGCCAAACAACGCCAGGUCAUCCAAGCCGAGGCGCUAAUCGAAAAACUAACCGUCAUCAAAGAAGCAGAAAAUAGCGAAACUGAAAAUGGUGGUGAGAGGGUU
Mesorhabditis spiculigera is the source of this 1191-nucleotide messenger RNA. The record is from the annotation of a GenBank genome assembly. Lineage: Eukaryota; Metazoa; Nematoda; Chromadorea; Rhabditida; Rhabditidae.